Messenger RNA from Aspergillus aculeatinus CBS 121060, 1150 nucleotides. Its product is annotated as putative cytokinesis EF-hand protein Cdc4. Bases 501 to 953 code for a protein of 150 amino acids. Gene Ontology annotation, molecular function: calcium ion binding. The transcript is spliced from 4 exons. NCBI's taxonomy places the organism in Eukaryota, Fungi, Ascomycota, Eurotiomycetes, Eurotiales, Aspergillaceae. Gene Ontology annotation, cellular component: myosin II complex. The record is from RefSeq and is a predicted model, not a curated record. Gene Ontology annotation, biological process: mitotic actomyosin contractile ring assembly.
GGUGAACGUGCUGAUUAAUUUCUUCGUGCCAAUUCAUCGCCUUGUCACCUUCGCUUAUACAGGAAGAACAUUCCGUUUGUGGAAUCAACAGAACAACAACCAUGGUACGUGGCUGGAUCUCAUUGCUUAUGGAGCCAUGGCCUGCAUUGGGGUUCCUGGCGGGCGGAUGAGGAAAUGCCCGGGCGACGACACCUUACGUCUUAUUGCAGCGCGUCCGCUAUCAUUAAGACCAGGGAUUGAUUACUCAAUUGAUUGUUGUUGACCCUCUGGUGUUGAAUCUACGAGAGAGUUGUUUGGAACCAUGGUGGAAUCCCGGCCCUCUCGUCUGCCCGUCCAAUCCCUUCCGCCCCUCGUUUCCGCGGAUCGCAGCCUUGCGUCGCUGGUUGCUCGUCACCUCAGCGGCACGAUCUGAAUCUCUCUCUUCUCUUCUUCAUCCCCAUCGCUUCCAUUCCUUCUCUGCCGUUUCUAUCUAUCUAUCUUUUAUCGCAUCGCAUCUGAAGAUGGCACACUCACCUCAUUCUCACCACGAUCAACAGGCCUCGACCAACUACAAGGAAGCUUUCUCGCUGUUCGACAAGCGCGGUACCGGCAAGGUCGCCAUCGAGUCGCUGGGCGAUCUCCUCCGUGCCUGCGGGCAGAACCCCACGUUGGCGGAAAUUGCGGAUCUGGAGAAGAGCGUGGGCGGAGACUUUGACUUCGAGUCGUUCUUGAAGGUCCUCAACCGCCCCGGAGGAUUCCGCGAUCCCGGCGAGCCCGAGGAAUACACCCGUGGAUUCCAAGUGUUUGAUAAGGACUUGACUGGAUUUAUUGGAGUGGGCCAACUGCGCUACAUCCUUACGAACCUGGGCGAGAAGAUGUCCGACGAGGAAGUCGAUGAGUUGCUGAAGGCCGUUGACACUAGCUCCGGCGAGAUCAACUAUACCGAUCUCGUCCGCACCAUCCUUGCCAACUGAACGACAUACGAUACCCUUUCCCUGACGCUUCGUGACGAAAUGCCUCCUUUCUUCUUCCCUGCGCGAUCCCUGUUGCCGGAGUUGUCGGCUUGAGAUUAGAUUAGUUCAUCUGUUAUAAAGUUUAUUCCGCUUGUAGUGUAUAUGGAGCUGGCGUAUGCCAUUCAGCAAAUUUGGAAAUGCAAGACAGAACCUUGAGU